Molecule: messenger RNA, 417 nt
Organism: Capsicum annuum
Lineage: Eukaryota; Viridiplantae; Streptophyta; Magnoliopsida; Solanales; Solanaceae
Product: glycine-rich cell wall structural protein 1-like
Exons: 3
Coding region: 1-417 (138 amino acids)
Source: RefSeq, a predicted model, not a curated record
AUGGUGGUGGUAGUGGUGGUGGUGGUGGUGGUGGGUGGUGGUGGUGAAAGCAUUGGUGAUGGUGGUGGUGGUGGUGGUGGUGGUGGUGAUGAUGGCAUUGAUAGUAGUGUUGGUGGUCUUGGUAUUGGUAUUGGUGGCAUUGCUGAUUUUAAUUGGUGUUGGUUUUGUGGACUUGGUGGUGGUGGUGGUGAUGGUUUUGGUAUUGGUGGCACUGGUGACAUUGGUGGUGGAGGUGGUAUUGAUGGUUUGGUGGCGGUAUUGAUAGUCUUGGUGGUGGUGGUGGUGGCGGCGGCAUUGGUGUUUGUGUUAGUGGUGGUAUUGGGUGUUGCUGGUAGAUUUGUUGAUGUUGAUGGCAGCCAUAUUGAUGCUGAUACUGAUGUUGCUGUCACUCAUGAUAAUGAGCAUACUGAUGCUUAA